Messenger RNA from Microthlaspi erraticum, 477 nucleotides. NCBI's taxonomy places the organism in Eukaryota, Viridiplantae, Streptophyta, Magnoliopsida, Brassicales, Brassicaceae. The record is from the annotation of a GenBank genome assembly.
AUGAACUAUGAAAUAACGAACGAGGGACUUGUAAACGCAGUAGCAAAACUUCCAUUGCUUGAAGAGCUGGAGAUCUCAUACUUAAUCUCAAAUCUGAAUUUGGAAGCUAUAGGCCAUUCUUGCCCAAUGCUAAAGACAUUGAAGCUAAACUGCUUAGAUCACUGCGACACUUGGUUCAGAUGUGAUGAUGUUGAUGCCCUAGCAAUCGCGGAAAGCAUGCCUGAGCUACGCCAACUCCAGAUUCUUGCGAGUAGAGUUACUAACACCGGCUUAAAGGCCAUUCUUGACAACUGUCCUCACCUGGAACACCUUGAUUUACGCCAGUGUUUAAACAUAAACCUUUCCGAGGGUGAUACGGAAAAGCGAUGUUUGGAGAGGAUCAAAGAUUUCAGGCGUCCCAAUGACUCAACCGCUGAUUGUUCAUUUCAUGUCGCUUUUAACGAAAUUGAUUCAGAUGAUGAUUUAAGCAAUAUAUAA